Molecule: messenger RNA, 1650 nt
Organism: Eruca vesicaria subsp. sativa (arugula)
Lineage: Eukaryota; Viridiplantae; Streptophyta; Magnoliopsida; Brassicales; Brassicaceae
Source: the annotation of a GenBank genome assembly
AUGGAAUCGUCGUUGACUCAUGUGAUGCUCGUCUCAUUCCCAGGCCAAGGUCACAUAAACCCUCUCCUUCGUCUUGGCAAGCUCUUAGCCUCUAAAGGCCUACUAGUCACUUUCGUCACCACAGAGGAGCCACAUGGCAAGAAGAUGCGUCAAGCCAACGAUAUUCAAGACGGUUUGCUUAAACCAGUCGGUUUAGGUUUCCUCCGGUUUGAGUUCUUUGACGAUGGGUUUACUCCCGACGACUUUGAGAGCAAACACACCUCCGGUGCCUUGUUCACACUUCUUGAAGUUGCCGGAAAACGAGAGAUCAAGAAUCUCGUCGAGAGAUACGUGGAAAAGAAGCAACCGGUGAGGUGUCUUAUCAACAACGCUUUUGUCCCUUGGGUUGGUGAAAUGGCCGAAGAACUUCAAAUCCCAUCUGCUGUUUUAUGGGUCCAGUCUUGUGCUUGUCUCACCGCUUACUAUUAUUACCAGAACCAGUUGGUUAACUUUCCGACAAAAACCGAACCAGAGACUAACGUUGAAGUCCCUUUCAUGCCAUUAGUGUUGAAACAUGACGAGAUCCCAAGCUUUCUUCACCCUUCCUGUCGCUUCUCCGUUUUCAAAAACCUCAUUUUACAACAAACCAAACGACUUCCAAAGACAUUUUCUGUUCUCAUAGACACUUUUGAAGAGUUGGAAAAAGACAUUAUUGACCACAUGUCUCAGCUUUGCCCUGAAGUCAUCAUCAAUCCUAUCGGACCACUCUUCAUGAUGGCGAAAACCACAAGCUCUGAUAUCAAGGGAGACAUCUCCGGCUCUUUAAAUCAGUGCAUGGAGUGGCUUGACUCGAAAGAACCAUCUUCCAUCGUUUACAUCUCCUUUGGAACUGCAGUCCAUUUGCAGCAAGAGCAAAUCGACGAGAUAGCUCAAGGCCUUCUAAGCUCAGGCUUAUCAUUCUUAUGGGUGGUUAGACCUCCUAUGAAAGGGUUAUCCUUAGCACCACAUGUGUUGCCUCCCGAGCUCGAAGAGAGAGGAAUGUUUGUGGAAUGGUGUCCACAAGAGAGAGUGUUGGCUCAUCCUGCGGUUGCUUGUUUCUUAAGUCAUUGCGGAUGGAACUCAACUGUAGAGGCGUUGUCUUCUGGUGUUCCCAUUGUUUGUCUUCCGCAGUGGGGCGAUCAAGUGACAAAUGCGGUGUAUGUGGUUGAUGUUUUUAAGGCAGGAGUGAGACUCGGCCGGGGAGAGGUUGGUGAUGAGAAGAUUGUUUCUAGGGAGGUUGUGGAGGAGAAGCUACUUGAAGCGACGGUUGGAGAGAAAGCGGUGGAGCUGAGAGAAAAUGCUUUGAGGUGGAAGAAGGAGGCUGAGGUUAGCAUGGGGUGUGGUGGAUCAUCGGAUAGGAACUUUGGAGAGUUUGUGGAUAAGUUGGUUGCCACUUUAUAAAAAAAUCACAAUAGUUUCAAUACAUAUGGGUGUAACCGUAAUAUCUAUAAUUGUUUCCACUUUCAAUUACAUCAUCCAACAAGCUGGCGUUACACAAGGAGGUUGGAUGGUGUUUCAUCAUUUUCUGCAAAUCAAUAAUUCUGUAUUCUUUGCGAUUAAAUAAAAGCAAAUCUUUCUGUUUAGACACUUUCUCGGACAGAGAAAAAUAGUGUCUCAGGAAGUCCAAACUUA